This is a messenger RNA of Syngnathus acus (greater pipefish), 1455 nucleotides long. It is a transcript of the gene f3a, whose product is annotated as coagulation factor IIIa. Gene Ontology annotation, cellular component: membrane. The record is from RefSeq and is a predicted model, not a curated record. The transcript has 6 exons. Gene Ontology annotation, molecular function: protein binding. Gene Ontology annotation, biological process: blood coagulation. Lineage: Eukaryota; Metazoa; Chordata; Actinopteri; Syngnathiformes; Syngnathidae. The coding region runs from base 168 to 1040 and encodes 290 amino acids.
UAUAUUCAAUGUCGAUAGUGAAUGGAUUGCACAUUCAAAUCGUUCGAGUCACACAAGCGUCACCGAAAGGUGUCAGUUGAGUAUUGAAUACACUACCGACAACAACUCCAAGAACAAAGUACACAUUUUCAGCCGGAUUACUUGAACCGCGUGGAAUUUAACACAAAAUGCUGAGGACAAAAGGGACAACAGCACUUCUGAUGCUGCUAAUACUCGUCUUUCUGCACUCAAAUGCCGUUAUAGGCUUUUAUCCCAGAGCACAGAACGUGACCUGGAAAUCCACGAACUAUAAAACCAUUCUGACCUGGGAACCAUUACCAAGUGAUUACUCAUACACCGUAGAGUUCUCUGUGGUUGCCAAGGACAAACAGAGGAAUUCUAAUUGCGUACGGAUCUCAACAACUAUGUGUGAUCUGACCAGUUCACUGACUGAUUUAAAUGCCUGCUAUGUAGCUGAUGUCCUGUCUGAACCCCCACUGGGAGUAACCUCUGACCUCACUGAGUUUCCAUACACAAGCUCCUCACGAUUCUGCCCCGCCAAUGACACUGAUAUAGGCAGACCUGAUUUCAAGCUAGACGUGAGCGACGACAAAAAGAAGACUACGCUGUAUGUGACUGACCCACUUACCGCAUUGUUUAAAGAUGAUCAUCAGUUGAACAUUAGAGACAUUUUCUUAAAGAAGCUACAUUAUAAAGUCACAUAUCGUAAAAACAAGAGCUCUGGCAAGAAAGUGUUCAUCUCUCAGACUAAUGUAAUAGAGAUGACUAAUCUGGAUCAAGGAGAAAGCUACUGUUUUAACGUUCAGGCCUUCAUUCCAAGCCGCAGCAUCAAUAAACAGCUAGGAAAAUUGAGCCAAACUCAGUGCUCUGAUGACGACAAACAAUCCAUCUUUGAGGUGUAUUCAGUGGGCGUGAUUGCAACUGCCAUCGUCCUGAUCUUGCUGCUGAUCAUCAUAGCAGUUGUAACAAUAGUUUGCUGCAGGGGCAAGAAGAGCGCCCUCAAAACUGAAAAAGAAGGAAUUCCACUCCGGAGUAUAUAGAGCAGGGGUGUCAAACUCUGGUCUGUAGUGUUUAAUAUUUGGCACACAAAGACAAAUUGUGCAUUGACUUUGUGUCAAAACAAGAAUUACAAAUUGUCUUCACUUUUAUAAAAUAGAGCUGUUGCUAGAGAAUUUUUAUCAUUCUUUUUUUUUUAUUUGAACAGUUUUUAUACUAGUCUUUGAUUUCAAAACUACCGUAUUUUCCGGACUCUAAAUCGCUCCGGAGUAUGAGUCGCACCAGCCAUAAAAUGCGUAAUAUAGAAGAAAGACUUAUAUAAAUAUAUAAGUCGCACCAAAGUAUAAGUCACAAUUUUGGGGGAUAUUUAAAAAUCCAACACCAAGAACAAACCUGUCGUCUUGAAAGGGAAUUUAAAAUAAAAAUAGAAUAGGCAACAACAGGUUGAAGGUGCGGCAU